CCCCUGACUCUGGGCGUGUGCUGGAGCGAUCUCUUAGUCAAGGGCACCCACCAAGCACGCCCCCCCUUCAUGUACGUGCCUGGGAGAGGCAUCGCAUUCGAUGUGAGUCUAUUGCAUUCGCUGUUCCGUCUGUCGUCUACACCUACCACCGCUAUAUUGCACGGAGUCAUCCGAGGGCACCAGCACAACGACGCCGCAG
Molecule: messenger RNA, 199 nt
Organism: Sphaeroforma arctica JP610
Lineage: Eukaryota; Ichthyosporea; Ichthyophonida
Exons: 1
Source: RefSeq, a predicted model, not a curated record